GGGAAGGGGCGUGGCUUCGGCCCUUUAUAUACCGCAGAGCUGCUGCUAGCCUGGUUACAGAAACAUGUUUACUGGAUACCCGCAAAGGAGAAUAAACUGCGGCUUAACUUUAGCGCUUAAAAGUGGCAACGUGACAGUCAAUUGACUGAAAAUGGGCGAAGACGCCCGAAUCUCACAACGAAGCUGGCAGCUAAAGUAGAGGUCUGACAGGUGGUCAGGAUGGGGGAGAGGGGACUCAACAGCCCCAUUGCUACGAUCUCUCCAGUGCAGCAGAUGCUGGCUUCUGGCACUGGAGCCCUCCUCACAUCUUUUUUUGUCACACCGCUGGACGUUGUCAAGAUCAGGCUGCAGGCUCAGCAAACACCAUUCCACCAAGCUCCGUGGGGUGGCGUCGUCCGCCCUUCCAAGUGGAAAUGUUUCCUGUAUUGUAACGGACUGAUGGAUCACAUCUAUGUGUGUCAGAAUGGAACCAGCUGCACCAGCUGGUACAAAACCCCAACACAUUUCAGUGGGACACUGGAUGCUUUCGUGAAAAUCUCUCGACAUGAAGGACUCAGGUCUUUAUGGAGCGGACUACCACCAACACUGGUUAUGGCUGUACCUGCCACCAUCAUUUACUUCACCUGCUAUGACCAGCUGCGAGACUUCCUGAGAUACAGUCUGGGUUACAAGGGCAGCCACAUCCCUCUUGUUGCUGGGGCUCUUGCCAGAUUGGGGGCAGUGACAGUGAUCAGCCCUCUGGAGCUGGUCAGGACUAAAAUGCAGUCUCGUCAGCUGUCGUACAGCGAGCUGCGGGUGUGUAUCCGCUCUGCUAUUGCCCAGGACGGCCUCCUGUCACUGUGGAGGGGCUUGGGACCCACCGUCCUAAGGGAUGUACCCUUCUCUGCUCUGUACUGGUUUAACUAUGAACUGCUGAAGACCCAAUUAUGUGAACAGUCAAGAGUGGCUCAGGCCAACUUCUCCAUAAGCUUUACAGCAGGAGCAAUCUCUGGAACGAUUGCAGCAAUUUUGACGCUGCCUUUUGACGUGGUGAAGACACGCAGACAGAUCCAGCUGGGAGAGAUGGAUACUCUGGGAGUUUGCUCAAAAAGAACACAGUCCACAUGGCGCAUCAUGAAGGAAAUAUGUGCUGAGUUGGGCUACAGGGGUCUAUUUGCAGGUUUCAUGCCAAGGGUGAUCAAAGUGGCCCCGGCCUGUGCUAUUAUGAUAAGCACAUAUGAGUUUGGAAAGGCGUCCUUCCGUAAGGCGAACCUUGAUCGAGAGUGACAAACAUCCUGAAGGCUGUCUCUGAGGCGCUGGGUGUUUCUCUGUGGCAGGAGGACAUUGUUAUCUAGACAGCUUGGACAAGGGCUCCUCACACUGGUCCAGGAUUUGAUUUGUGAACACAGAAGAGGAUUCGCCUUCAUGUCAGGGAUGUGUCUUCCUGCAACUCUAUUUCAGAAUGCAAAUACAGACUGUGAUUUAGACUUGAGACAAACUUGCAUCCUUGAACUUAAUGAGCUUGAACAACAAGCCUGGACACUGCGAGAGACUCUUAGCCAUUGACUUUAUGUGUGUUGAUUAUUUGAGUAAACUUUUCCAGGUAUCUUAAAAAGAUUAUUUUAAUUUUUUUCCUUCACUGAUCAAAUGGAAGCGACUUUAUGACACAGACAUGGAUCACAACUCCGUACUCACUUACUUGGGUAGUGAUGGACUGAAUCAGCAUCAGUUUUAUUGCAUGACUCAGUUUAAAAUGUUCUCAUUUCAACAGUUUGCAUAGUUUGAGACCAACUGCAUGUUGUUUAAAGUUGUAUUCAAAAAAGCUGGUCCAUUCUGCAUCAGCUUUACUGCAUUUCCCUGCUCUCCUAUAGCAGUAGAGCAUGACAUCUGUGUAGAUGAGUGACAAAUCUGUUUUAUGCUGGAUACACUUGACCAUUUGUAGCACUUUAAAUUUGCAAGACAAGUGCUGUGAAGUGAAAUGAAAUCAUAAAACAUGACUACAGGUUUUUAUGUUUGUUGAAUGUAUGACUCUUUUCUGUUCUCAUAACUGGAGGGAAGGUCACAACAUGCAAAACACAGGACUUGAUUAAAACAUUCAAGCCAGCCUUCUGGAAGACAAGUGUUCAUUGGUGCAUAAUGUCUAACAUUUUAUACCAUAAUUGUACUACAUGAGUUCAUGAACAUGAGUGACAUUUCCUGUAAACAAAACAAUGCAGCCUGCUUCCCAAAAGUCACAGAUUUUCUGAAAUUCUGCCAAGACUUUCUAGGUCAUGGAUAAAAGAAAACAAGACAGGCUUUCCAAACUUUCCCCGGGUGGUUUUCUGGUAAUAAAAUGGUUUGAAUAUCUUGCCUACAAUGAACAUGACAGCAAAAGUUGUUACAUUGCUGGAUCAUAAAACAAUGUUGCCUUGA
Molecule: messenger RNA, 2391 nt
Organism: Acanthopagrus latus (yellowfin seabream)
Lineage: Eukaryota; Metazoa; Chordata; Actinopteri; Spariformes; Sparidae
Gene: slc25a39
Product: solute carrier family 25 member 39
Exons: 12
Coding region: 220-1266 (348 amino acids)
Biological process (GO): mitochondrial transmembrane transport
Source: RefSeq, a predicted model, not a curated record